Molecule: messenger RNA, 1938 nt
Organism: Hippoglossus stenolepis (Pacific halibut)
Lineage: Eukaryota; Metazoa; Chordata; Actinopteri; Pleuronectiformes; Pleuronectidae
Product: cytochrome P450 3A40
Exons: 14
Coding region: 79-1596 (505 amino acids)
Molecular function (GO): iron ion binding; heme binding; steroid hydroxylase activity
Source: RefSeq, a predicted model, not a curated record
GAGUCCGACCUCCUUGAAAUGCUGUCAGAGUUCAGUGUAAACUGAAAUCGCCACAACCUGGACGAGCUGGACAGAGUCAUGGGCUUUCUUCCUUUCUUCUCCUUAGAAACAUGGAUUCUACUGAUCACGUUCGUCUGCUUGUUUGUCAUGUACGGCUACUCGAGUUAUGGAGUGUUUGAAGAGAUGGGGAUCCCUGGUCCCAAACCAAGGAUGUUUAUGGGCACAGUUGGCCGGUAUAACAAAGUUUCAUACUUAGAUGAUGUCGAGUGUGCUAAGAAGUAUGGGAGAGUGUGGGGCAUGUAUGAGUUCAAGAGGCCCAUGUUGGCUGUGAUGGAUCCUGACAUGUUGAAAACCAUCCUGGUGAAGGAGUGCUUCACCUACUUUACCAACCGGAGGAUCUUCCCGACGAUCGGGGAACUGUACGACACGCUUUUCUUUGCUAUGGACGAUGACUGGAGACGGAUUCGUAACACCAUGUCCCCCACGUUCUCCUCUGGUCGUUUGAAAGAGAUGUUUAGCAUCAUGAAACAUCAUUCCCGCAAAAUGGCGGACAGGCUGCGGCUCAAGGUGGACAAUAAUGAAGUUAUUGAAGUUAAGAGCGUCUUUGCCCCCUACAGUCUGGAUGCGGUAGCGAGUUGUGCGUUCAGUGUGGACGUGGACUCCAUCAACAACCCCUCGAGUCCCAUCUUCAUCUACAGCUCAAAUAUGUUUAGACUUUCCAUCCUCGUUUUCAUAUGCCAAGGAUACUUCCCCUUCCUUGUUCCUCUCUUGGAGCUGUUGGGUUUGUCUAUAUUCAACAAGACUUCCUCAUCUUACUUGAGAGCGGUUGUGGAGAAGAUCAGAGCAGAGCGCAAUGGCCAGAAUUCACGAGACAUCCUUCAGCAUAUGAUCGACUCUCAGACAGUCAGCGAAUCCAGAAAAGAGAAGCAGAAAAAGGGUCUCAAUGAUCAUGAGAUUGGUUCUCAGGGUAUAUUGUUCAUGAAUGCUGGUUUGGAGACGAGCUCCUCUGCUCUCAGCUUCUUGGCCUACAAUCUGGCCCAAAAUCCCGAGGUCAUGAAACGUCUGCAGAAGGAGAUCGACGCAACUUUCCCAAACAAGGGUCCGCUCCAGUAUGAAGCUCUGAUGCAGAUGGAAUACUUAGAGUGUGUGGUCAACGAGAGUCUGAGGCUCUACCCUCCGGGCGCACGUCUCGAGCGAGAGGCCAAAGAAUCUGUCAAGAUCAAUGGAAUCAUAAUCCCGAAGGGCAUGUUAGUUGCGAUCCCCGUCUACGCUCUGCACCGCGACCCCGAGCUGUGGCCUGAGCCCGAGGAGUUCAAACCUGACAGAUUUAGUAAAGACAACAAGCAGAACAUCAACCCAUACGCUUUCCUGCCAUUCGGCCUUGGGCCUCGGAACUGCGUGGGGAUGCGGUUUGCUAAGAUCAUAGUUAAACUGGCUUUGGUGGAAAUUUUGCAGAACUACAGCUUCUCAGUCUGCGAGGAGACAGAGAUCCCCUUGCGGAUGGAUCCUCAAGGCAUCGUUGGACCAUUGAAACCAAUUAAACUGAAGCUGGUGCCACGUUCCGACGCCUCCGAACAUGUGGACAUGUCCAACUAGGAAGGACCAAGAGAGACACGUCCCUCAAGACCGAAUUAUCCUCUUGAUUUAUUGACAAUGCUGCACGCACUAUGAUUGUUUUCAUCAGAAACUUGAAAUCUUAUGUAAACCAAUAAUAGUGAUCCUGUUGAUUUUUGUAUCAUGUCAUUUUAUGCGAAAUACAGAAUACAUAAAAUAAUUGACAUAUUUUUAAUGAUACAAAUAUGUUGUUUACCAAAUGUAAAGACCGAAAAGAACUGGUGGUCGACUGAUGCUGACAUGUAGAGAAAGAGACUAAAUAUAAUAACAAAACCUAAUCUUCUGACACUGAAUAAACGUUCCUUUCCCACAUCAUGAACAUUA